CAAGUUCACAUUUACAAUAGGUCAGUUUGCAAACGAGAUAGACAGAUUUGAUUUUCAAUUGAGGCUCGAAACUUUUAGACAACAACAGCAACAACAACAACACUGUAAUAGUUUGGUUUGCAUACGCAUACACUGCAAAAAAUCCAAAACAUUAUUUCUAUACAAACGUCAAUUCUCAUACGAAUGCCGUCUUUUUCAUUUCGUCUGAUGUGGCCUUUCGUAUCGACACUACCCAUCAUAAACACCGAACAACACUCACACAUUCGCUAUGAUUCAUUUUUUUUUUGAAUUACGUAUUGGCAAGAAAAUAGAAUUUCAUCUUCAGUCAAAAAAAAUUCAGUGAUAAAGAUAGUCGGCCGUAUUUCAUUGGGUCUCAUAUAACUUAUAUUCAACUAUUUAUUUUGUUGUGUUUUCUCUUCGACUUCAUUUUUCGAUCAACAAUCGUAAUUUAUUCUCAUAUAAUUUAGGAAACUAGAAAUUGAUCAGCGAAAAUGAGUUUGGUCUGGACAAUAAUCGCCACAUUUUUGUACGUUGAAAUUGCCGUUGUGCUUCUAUUGGUAUUGCCAAUAGCAUCACCACAACGAUGGAAUCGAUUCUUCAAGUCACAGUUUCUGGCGAUGAUAAGUCGACAGGCGAACAUCUAUUUCGUCUUGUUGUUUGGUAUCUUGGUGUUGUUUCUUUUGGAAGCCAUCCGUGAGAUGCGCAAAUAUUCACAUCAUGAAAACGGCACCGAACACUUGAAUGUUGAAUUACAGCAUAGCAUGCGUUUGUUCCGUGCACAGCGUAACUUUUACAUUUCGGGCUUUUCGAUUUUCUUGACAUUGGUCAUUCGUCGUUUGGUCAUCUUGAUUUCGUCACAAGCACAAUUGUUAGCACAAUCCGAAGCAUCGAUGCGACAAGCACAAAGUGCAACUACCGCCGCUCGUUCCCUGUUGUCGCAACAGAAAUCCGAUGACAAAUCGGCUGACAGCAAAAAGAGUGACUCAAAACCUGAUGAAUUGAUUGGCGAAUUGAAGCAGAAAAUUUCGGAUUUGAACAAAGAAUUGGAACGUGAACGAAAAGACAAAGAGGCAUUGAAAUCACAAGCAACCGGUUUAGAGAAGGAAUACGAUCGGCUCACCGAAGAGUACAGCAAACUCGAACGUCGAUUGACUGUAUCGGGCGGUGGCAAAGAUGACUAGGCGAUCUAACAAAUUCUCUCGGUUUUUACCAAUCCAUUAAUUCUCAACACAUGAAAAACAACAAAACGUUGAAAAAAAAAUAAAAUUAUUAUUAAACUUCCUUUUAUUCUUCAAAAAUGUUGAACGUAUGAAAUUGUUAAACGAUUAAGCAUCAUUGGUUCAUACUUUUGUACGAAACAUAUUUCUAUCGAGAUGGCAUUUAAAUCAGGGUUUGGUUUCUCUUAAAGAUGAGGUUGAAUGUUUUCUGUCCAAAUAUUACACUAAUAGAGUAAUGAAUAAAAAUAUCAGAAAAAAAAAUUCUAAAAAUAAAAA
Messenger RNA from Sitodiplosis mosellana (orange wheat blossom midge), 1493 nucleotides. Its product is annotated as B-cell receptor-associated protein 31. Gene Ontology annotation, cellular component: endoplasmic reticulum membrane; endoplasmic reticulum. NCBI's taxonomy places the organism in Eukaryota, Metazoa, Arthropoda, Insecta, Diptera, Cecidomyiidae. The record is from RefSeq and is a predicted model, not a curated record. The coding region runs from base 492 to 1181 and encodes 229 amino acids. Gene Ontology annotation, biological process: intracellular protein transport; endoplasmic reticulum to Golgi vesicle-mediated transport. The transcript is spliced from 4 exons.